This is a messenger RNA of Microbotryum saponariae, 288 nucleotides long. The record is from the annotation of a GenBank genome assembly. NCBI's taxonomy places the organism in Eukaryota, Fungi, Basidiomycota, Microbotryomycetes, Microbotryales, Microbotryaceae.
AUGGAGGACAUUUACAUCGUCAUGGAGCUCAAGGUGAAUGAGUCGGACCAAGCCCUGGCCGACGCACAGCUCUAUCGGCGGUACUAUCGGAUGACGUCGACAAGCGGGAUUCAGGAAUGGGUUUAUGGCGUGACGCUUUGCGGCUCGAUGUUCCGUGUUCAAGUACACACCCCAUGCGGAAUCAUCAGGACCGAAUCGAUUGACUGCUCAACAGAAGCAGGAUUUCGGUCGUUCAAGCGGUUUUUGUUGCGCAUCCUGCGCAUCCUUGAGGACGAUCUGAAAACGUGA